Messenger RNA from Linderina pennispora, 1560 nucleotides. RefSeq lists its product as uncharacterized. The transcript has a single exon. Bases 39 to 1529 code for a protein of 496 amino acids. Lineage: Eukaryota; Fungi; Kickxellomycota; Kickxellomycetes; Kickxellales; Kickxellaceae. The record is from RefSeq and is a predicted model, not a curated record.
GUUUUUGUUCGUCGCUUUCGAAAGUUUCUACAUUCAAAAUGGCAUCAGGUGUACCUCGAGAAAUAGCGCUAGACGAUCCCUGGCGUGAGACCUAUGACCCGUAUGAAGACUUUGCAGAAAAGAGAGAAAUGAUCCGGCUCAUCCGCCCCCAUCCUGUUGUCGUCGAAGUCGGCAAGAAACCAACAUCGGACAUGGAGGACCAGUGGAAGUCGGAGGUAGUCAGUAAAAUGAUGAGCGUGGACUUCCCCGGUCUGCUUGGCUUGCUUGGCUACCAGAACGACUUUGUCGAGUUCCAGAACUUGGAAGGCUCUAAACUAUCUGAGCUUGCCGAAAAGAUUCAGACCAAGGAGGUUCUCAAGGACGUUCAGUUCAUCCGUGAAACAGGCACCAGACGCGAGCCUGUGCGCUUCAUCGACAACUACUUCCACUUGCUCAUUGACGAGAUUGCUCCCGAGGACAGGGCAUACCAUGACAUCAUCAAUCACGACUGGCGUCCCAUCGUUGACACUGACCUGAUGCCUGGUCUCAUUGUCAGCUAUGCUGAGAAAGGAUUCAAUGAUGAUCGAGGUCGCCUUCGAGUAAUCCUGGCACACAUAUUUAUGCCAGUGGUUAUUUCAGGACACGGAUUAGUCACUGACGCCAGCAAAGACAAGGACAUGGCAAAGAUGUGCGCCUGUGUGCGUGGUAUGUGGGCGACUCAGACAGCGCGUACGUUUAUCCCAGCGCUGUACAUCGAUGACGACUUCAAUGCGACGUUUUAUGUCUUUGCCCGUGGCAGAGUCCUGAGUACGACACUUGGCUCGCUCGAAGACACCAGCAAGAGCUCGCUGACCACAACGAUUACGCGACUGGCAUUCAUCCUUCAGCUGCCAGACACAUUUGGUUGCUUUUCUGCUUGGACUGAUGGAAAAAAGGACAUCAAGUUCGUUCACCCGAGCCAAGGUGAAGAGGGGUCUUCCCUUGCAGCUCUUUAUGCGCAGCCAGUGAAUAUCGUUGGUUGGCUGUUUGGCCCUGGGGAUGGAGAGUAUAUCUACCUGGACUUUCCACUUAAGGUUCCUGACGAUAUCACCCUCUUUGGGCAUCUGAACUCAUUGGUGGAACUUAGAAUAAGUACUGAUGAGAAACUAACACUGUUUUCCUGGUAUCCCACGUCUAGCCGCACCUGGGGCAACGUCGACGGUAUUCUGCAAACCCAACCCUCUGGUCUGAUUCCAACGAUUCGAGACCGUGGCAUCAUUGUGGCGGACUUGUUCGGCUAUCGUCUCGAGUACAUCAUCUUUGACUACAAAGGCGAGCCUACAGAUGAUCUUGUGAACGAGCUCCUUUGGCUAAGAGACGGUCGUGCAUGGGCUACGUCUUCUCUCGACCAGCCUGAAAGUCAAAGACCUUGGGAUAAACGCGCCGACAACCAUCCAGCUCGGUUUUCAAGCAGGUUCCUCAGAAAGCGCAGGCUGUCUAGCCGCUCUGAUACUAGCGCUUCUUCUACUGAGAAGCAUGCCCCCCAGCACAAGAUGCCCAGGCAUCACUAGUCUUCCAUCUAUCCACUUUACUUUUUUUCUU